AUGAGUAACCCUCGCGAUCCUACCCGGAUGCGACAGGGUCUUAACCCAUUGUUGACGCAGUCUUUGGGUCCCUAUCACAGCCAGAUCAACACACCUCUGUCUGGCGUGUCGUCGACGACGCACCUCAACUCGGCUCACACGCCUGCGAGCUCGAUUCAACCUUAUAACCCGCAAGAAUGGAUCGCCUCGCCUGCUGCCACUAGUGAACAGACCCGCCAGUAUCCCGAACAAAGAUCACCGCUACCUCCGCCUCCUUACAGCCCACCGCGGAGUCAACGACCCCAGAGCGGCGUCUUCGAGUCCUCACCAGCAGCCAACACUUCGGCAGCUCGCAACCCCCCUUCGAAUCUUCACAGGCCUUCUCCCGAGCCUUCCACCAACACAUCGUUUCCUCCACCUCCGGGAACACGGACAAGCUCCCGUGAAAGACGAUUUGGUUUCCACUCACUGAGGAGGAACAGGGAGCACCACGAUUCAAGUCCGCCCGAGCCAAUGGGAGCCCGGUAUGCCGCUUCCGCCUCCGCCCGCGGGCCCGCCGCCGGCUUCUUCCCGGUCACAAAGCCUUCAAAGCCUGAACAGGACGAGUACGCCCAUGGCAUCACCGCCAACGAGGCGGCCACCGCCCAGCGGCGUAACGGCUCUGGGACCAGUCCCUCCAACCCCAGCUAA
Messenger RNA from Colletotrichum karsti, 669 nucleotides. RefSeq lists its product as uncharacterized. The transcript has 3 exons. Bases 1 to 669 code for a protein of 222 amino acids. The record is from RefSeq and is a predicted model, not a curated record. NCBI's taxonomy places the organism in Eukaryota, Fungi, Ascomycota, Sordariomycetes, Glomerellales, Glomerellaceae.